CUCUUUGACAGGUUGAGAGAUGAGCAACCAGACUUCAGAGCAAAAAUAAUAGUAAUUGCGAGUGAGCUUACACAACCUGAACUGGACCUUAGUGAACCAAUCAAGGAAAAACUUAUAGAAUGCAUUAAUAUUGUAUUUCAUUGUGCUGCUACAGUCAGAUUCAAUGAACCACUAAGAGAUGCUGUUCAGUUAAACGUGACUGCCACACAAGAGCUCCUCUUGUUGGCACAGCGAAUGAAGAAUUUGGAAGUGUUCAUGCAUGUAUCAACUGCCUAUGCAUACUGCAAUCGAAAACAGAUUGAGGAAGUAGUUUAUCCACCUCCUGUUGAUCCCAGGAAGCUGAUAGAUUCUCUUGAGUGGAUGGAUGAUGGCCUAGUGAAUGAUAUUACUCCUAAACUAUUAGGUGACAGACCUAAUACUUACAUAUAUACAAAAGCCUUAGCCGAAUAUGUAGUACAACAAGAAGGUGCGAAAUUAAACACAGCUAUUAUAAGGCCAUCUAUUGUGGGUGCUAGCUGGAAGGAGCCUUUUCCUGGAUGGAUUGAUAACUUCAAUGGACCUAGUGGUCUCUUUAUUGCUGCAGGAAAAGGAAUUCUUCGAACAAUGAGGGCUUCCAACAGUGCAGUAGCAGAUCUUGUUCCAGUAGAUGUUGUUGUCAAUACGACACUGGCUGCAGCCUGGUAUUCAGGAGUUAAUAGACCAAGAAAUGUCAUGGUAUAUAACUGUACAACAGGUGGCACCAAUCCUUUCCACUGGAGUGAAGUUGAAUACCAUGUAAUUUCUACUUUCAAGAGGAAUCCUCUCGAACAGGCCUUCAGACGGCCCAAUGUAAAUCUAACUUCCAAUCACCUUUUAUAUCAUUACUGGAUUGCUGUAAGCCAUAAGGCCCCAGCAUUCCUGUAUGAUAUCUACCUCAGGAUUACUGGAAGAAGCCCAAGGAUGAUGAAAACAAUAACACGUCUUCAUAAGGCCAUGAUGUUGUUAGAAUACUUUACAAGCAAUUCUUGGAUCUGGAAUACUGAAAAUAUGACUAUGCUAAUGAACCAGCUAAACCCUGAAGACAAAAAGACGUUUAAUUUUGAUGUUCGGCAACUACAUUGGGCAGAAUACAUGGAAAAUUACUGCAUGGGAACGAAGAAAUAUGUGCUGAAUGAAGAAAUGUCUGGCAUCCCUGCAGCUAGGAAACACUUGAAUAAGUUAAGAAAUAUACGCUACGGCUUCAAUACAGUUCUUGUGAUCCUGAUCUGGCGUAUCUUCAUUGCAAGAUCACAAAUGGCAAGAAAUAUCUGGUACUUUGUGGUUAGUUUGUGUUACAAAUUCCUCUCCUACUUCAGAGCCUCCAGUACUAUGAGAUACUGAAGAAGAGAAUUUAGCAUUAGGACAUCUAUGCAUAUGGUGGUCUAACUGCACAAAGCCUGUAACAUGUAGUCAUCUCACAUUUUGUAAAAGCAUAAUUUCAUCUUAAAUUGGAGUGCAAAAUCUACAGUAUGGUAUAUGUAAUGUUAGUUGUGUAUCUUCCUGGAAACAGAAAUUAAAAUGGUCAAGUGCCAGGUUGAAUUGGCAUUAGACAAACAUUUAAAUAACUUUUAACUAUUUGACCUGGGGAAAACAUUUCAGACCACUGACCAACAUAACUGUGCAAUUUGGAACAUGUGUGAUUGAAAUCUGC
Messenger RNA from Pterocles gutturalis (yellow-throated sandgrouse), 1669 nucleotides. RefSeq names its product fatty acyl CoA reductase 1 (gene FAR1). Gene Ontology annotation, biological process: long-chain fatty-acyl-CoA metabolic process. Gene Ontology annotation, molecular function: alcohol-forming very long-chain fatty acyl-CoA reductase (NADP+) activity. The transcript has 10 exons. Gene Ontology annotation, cellular component: peroxisome. The annotation marks the transcript as partial. The record is from RefSeq and is a predicted model, not a curated record. Lineage: Eukaryota; Metazoa; Chordata; Aves; Pterocliformes; Pteroclidae.